Neofelis nebulosa (Clouded leopard) is the source of this 4553-nucleotide messenger RNA. RefSeq names its product LRAT domain containing 2 (gene LRATD2). The record is from RefSeq and is a predicted model, not a curated record. Lineage: Eukaryota; Metazoa; Chordata; Mammalia; Carnivora; Felidae. The transcript has 4 exons. The coding region runs from base 477 to 1418 and encodes 313 amino acids.
GUCUCUUUAAAUGCCAGGGGCUGCGCUCCCGCCCGGGGAGCCCGGAGCCGGAUCUACAAUCCCGUCCCUCCCGCUCCGGCGCUUGUUGCUCGCCGGGUCCGAGCCGGAGCUGCCGCCGCCGGGCAGUCUGGCUGCUUCCUUCUCCGCCUUCUCGCGUCCCACCUACCCCCGAGAGCAGGUUGAGGGGGAACAGGAGUCCCUGCAGGAGGGAGGGGGUCGGUGUAAACAGGUAUUGCCCCCCACCUUCAUAUCUUGGGGCGCUACGUACCCGCGGGGGCAAGACAUGCGUCGCUUCCCGCUGCCCAGCCUCGCUGCCACCCGCGCCUGGAGAGGAGGGAUUGCGGAUCCCGCACCUGCAAACUCACCCUAGAAGUCUCAAGGUGGCCUCAGCCCCUGUCCGGGGACCCGUGCCAAUGACCCUAGUGGUGGUUUCGCUUUCUCCCCUCUCGGCUGUGUGAACGUGUAUCCGCAGCGUGAUGGGCAACCAGGUGGAGAAACUGACCCACCUAAGUUAUAAGGAAGUUCCCACGGCCGACCCGACUGGCGUGGACCGUGACGACGGGCCUCGCAUCGGGGUCUCCUACAUUUUCUCCAACGACGAUGAGGACGUGGAGCCGCAGCCGCCGCCCCAGGGGCCGGAUGGCGGCGGCGGCGACGGCUUGCCCGACGGCGGCGACGGACCGCCACUGCCACCGCCGCAGCCGUACGACCCGCGGCUGCACGAAGUGGAGUGUUCCGUGUUCUACCGCGACGAGUGCAUCUACCAGAAGAGCUUCUCGCCGGGCUCCGCGGCGCUGAGCACCUACACGCCCGAGAACCUGCUCAACAAGUGCAGGCCUGGCGACCUGGUGGAGUUCGUGUCGCAGGCGCAGUACCCGCACUGGGCUGUAUACGUGGGCAACUUCCAGGUGGUGCACUUGCACCGGCUGGAAGUGAGCAACAGCUUCCUGACCGACGCGAGCCAGGGCCGGCGCGGCCGCGUGGUGAACGACCUGUACCGCUACAAGCCACUAAGCCCGGGCGCCGUGGUGCGCAACGCGCUGGCACACGUGGGCGCCAAGGAGCGCGAGCUGAGCUGGCGCAACUCCGAGAGCUUCGCCGCCUGGUGCCGCUACGGCAAGCGCGAGUUCAAGAUUGGCGGCGAGCUGCGCAUCGGCAAGCAGCCCUACCGGCUGCAGAUCCAGCUCUCGGCGCAGCGCAGCCACACGCUCGAGUUCCAGAGCCUGGAGGACCUGAUCAUGGAGAAACGGCGCAACGACCAGAUCGGGCGCGCGGCGGUGCUGCAGGAGCUCGCCAUGCACCUACAUCCGGCCGAGCCGGACGAGGGCGACAGCGAUGCGGCGCGGACUACGCCGCCUCCCGGGCGCCCCCCUGCGCCCGGACGGGAGGAAGAGGCCCGAGAGGCGGCGGUGCACUGAGGCGCGAGCCGAGUGCUGAGCCUUGAGAGGGAGCCGUUCGCCGCGGCCGCCACCCCCUCCCUCCUCUCACUCCCUCCUCCAGCACCUUCGGGGCCCCAUCUGGGCUCCUGGGCCCUUUGGGAAAAGGAGAGGUGGCGAAUUGCGCAGCCAGCUGUGGCUUGAGCUUUUAUCUUGGACGGAGGAGGAAGAGGGAGCAGAAAUUCCAACCAGAAGACAACAACUUCAAAGCUGGACUCCGGCCCUGUUUUGGAGCAAGCAGCAGCAUCUCAGGCAACGUGAAGGGAGUGGCUUCAGUCUUGUUCCUGGGAGAAGACAUGCCCUUCAGGUCCAAGGGAAAGAGGGACAGAGUGGCAUAUCGAACAGAAACAGAGAGGGCCUGACCAGUAUGGAGAAAGCUGCCUGACAUGUGACAGACCCAAAGAGGAAGGAGGUGGCCGUCUCCAGGUGUGACUCAGAAUAAACACCCCACCUCACACUCCUCCCUCUUCUGCUGGUGUUGAUAAUUAGCCAAAGCCUACAAGAAGCCGAAUGGCAAGAGAACCCAUUGAUGGGUUCCUCCAGGCGGCCUCCUGGGGCACAGAGAAGAAUGGAGAGUGGAUCUGGGCCAGUCACUUGCACACGCCCAGCACAAAGGCCACGGGGACCACAUGUCAUCGAGUGUUCAUACGGCAAUCUAAGACUUUUUCAAUUAAAUGGCAAAGUACCGUACAACGAUAAUUACUUUGCUCUGAUAAUUCAGUCACUACUUUGAGUCACCCUGUAAGGGAUUUAUUAUUAUUAACUCCCCAGAAACCAAGGCAGACAGCGAUUAAUUACUGCUCCAAUAUAGCUAGAAAGACUUCUGAGAAAAAGUUUGUGAGACGCCCCUGUUCAGUCCUUGCUCAUAACCACUACACUCUACAAACUUAUUCUACCCUCUCCUUGGGCACUUCCUCAGAGCCAGACGCUUCUUCAGCACCCUAAGGGGCCUUUAUGACCUGGUUCCUUGACUUCCCCUCCUCUCCAAAAGUUGUCUGAGUCACUGGUCACAGGAUUCAGAAAUCGGGUCCAGGCGCUAACAGGCAAGACCGGACCCGGUGAAGGCCCGCGGUCGAGCAGCUCGUGGUGGACAGACAGGGCCACAGAACAGUGACCAGGGAACCAGCAGAAAGGAACAUAGAGACCAGAUGCAGACUUUCACCUGGAGCCUGGAGGUCGGGCCCAGAGGAAAAGCGAUAAGGAACAUGAAGGUUAUACGUGAGGUUGGCACAGCUCCUCAAGAAAUGGGUGAAAGAGGAGAGUGACACAUUGCUUUAGUGCAACCACGGCAGCCACUAUAUGUAUAGUGCUUUAGUGGUUAAGACAGAUCCCCAAAUAUUUCAGCAGCCGAUAGUUUCCUUUACUAGACUGUGGGCUUCCUGAGGAUGGUGGCUUGUCAUUUUGGUGUCCCUACAACCCAGCAAGACGUCUGACACUUAGUAGCUACCAUCUGCAAAUCCAUUGGUUAAAUCAGUCUUUGGAAGCAGAGCAAAUAAUGGAACCCUGAGGGCUUUGGUAGCCAAUGACAUCAGGAACAUCAUUCUGGUGCGAUUGAUCUUUGAGUGAAGUGAGAGUCCCCGGGGAGGCCAUCGAGUCUUUGGGAGCCUGAGUGUGCUCACACAUGAAAGGACAACUAAACGUCCCUACAUUUGCAGGAUUUCUGGGAAGUUGUACACACACGCACACACGCGCGCGCGCACACUCAAUACUGUUUUUGCAUCUGGCAAGGUAACCAUGAUGAUAUGAUGACAGUGACCAUGAUAACGAGGACGCAGCCUCCCUUGGGGAAACGUUCCGCUACCUCCAGUAUUUGAACGCAUUUGCUUCCAGACAGUCCCGUCUAAACAACAAACAGGUCUUAAGCUUCUCACUUGAGAAAAAAGCCGACGAAGAAAGCUGUGCAGGUAGCAAGGUGACCUCUGUUAUUAAAUCAACACAACGGAGCAGACUUCUCACCCCACGUGUAAGGGUUAUGAAGGAAGGUUUAAAAGCCACCCCUCCUCAUCCUCUCUGAGGUAAAAGCUCUUGCUGCAGGGGUUUGCUGAGCCUUCCUAAGCCCGGGGUGACACCAGGUCAUGAGAUGGUGCUUAAGUAGUUCAUCUCUGGGUUAGUUGUGAUUUUUUUUUAUCUUUUUUGUUUUGUUUUGUUUUUCCGGUCAGCUUUCUCAGCCUGUAAAAGUUCGAGUCUUCUUGCCUUCAUCAUUCUCACCACGAGAGUCUCAUACCUUGCUCUCGUUCCCAUGCUUCCCACCCCUCAUUCCACCAAAAGCAGUGUGCUUAGUGGUAAAGUCGGUGAAGACAGCAUUUAACAGACAAAAUGGCGGACCGACUCCCCCUGGCUCUCUGUAUCAGCUCCCUCGCUGACACCCACCUGUGGUCUGACAAGGAGGGACUCUCUCUACAGGGACUGUCCCUACUCUGUGUUCACUGUGUUUCUAACAUGAGCUCAUCAGUCUCCUCUGCAACCUGGGUGGUGGAGGAGGAGAGAGGAUGCAGGAAUCAGGGGCCACAAAAUAUGAGGCAUUUGGCAGCUUUCUUUCAAGGCGUUAUUAGCUAAACAUUAAAACAAAAUGUGCUCAUUAAAUUCAGCAGCCGAGGAUGGUACUUGGUUCCUGUGCAUGAUGACGAUCCAUAUAACAUGAAUCACAGUCAGGAAUGCAAGCUGGACUUGAAGCAAACUUCCCUGAACUGUGUAGCACUGGUAAACAUUGCUGUUUGCUGCGUGAAAGUGCCUGGGGAAGGCUCAGUCGAGGACUUCCCGUAGGGCACAUUUCAGUAGCAUUGAUCCAAGAGACCUUGUCCUCUCUUCUCCUGCCCUACUUGGAAGGGGAACCAUGUUGGAUUCAUCGAUCCUCUGGUUCUCUCCCACUUGUAUGAGUGCAGGAAUCUCAGCCUGGAGUUUACUGAUGUGCAAAGAUCUAUACAUAGUGUUCAUGGACCUUCUGAUACUUAGACCAAUUUUGUGUCUCUGUCUUCCAUGGGCUUCUCUUUCUGAGAAAAAUUUCCAAGUCUUUCAGGAAAAUCCCAUGGUUGUGCACAUCCUCCAAAACAUUAAGAACCACUAACGUGGAGGGUUAGUUGAAACAUUCUGUAAACUAUACAAAGCAUAUUUUAGGCA